Chilo suppressalis (striped riceborer) is the source of this 2263-nucleotide messenger RNA. The record is from the annotation of a GenBank genome assembly. Lineage: Eukaryota; Metazoa; Arthropoda; Insecta; Lepidoptera; Crambidae.
UAUAUUUAUCAAUAAGUCCAUGCUAACAACUUUUUAACUCUAGUCCAUAAGUCCAUAGACUAAUCAACCAAAACAGAUAAUUACUUCAACUUAAUAUGUAACCAAGCCAAGAAUUAAACGCCUGACCAUUGAUGAUCGUUCAAUCUAACUUACGUGUUCUAAAUAAACUGAUCGAUUUAAACUACAUAAAUUCAAGUCAAAUAACACUAUCCACGUACGAGUAUCUCACUCUUUCAUUUGUGUUUUUAAAAGUGUCACCACAUCAUACCGUCUCUUUCGAGAGCUGUUACUGUGAUAAACGACGUUUCGCAUUUGGUAGCGUUAACUCUUGUUUAUUUUUGUGCCCGCGAGCGAGAGAUCGGACGUCGCUAGUAAAAUAAAAAAUACACCAAAAAGAAUCGACAAACUGGAUCUGGGAAAAUAUAAAAAAGCUAAAUAGAAAAGUGUGUGUUGUGUCUGUGACCGAAAACUUUUUUAAAACGCAUGCGCGGCAAAUGUCAAAGUAAUAAACGCGCCUUUAGUGCCGAGUGCUUGCAAAAUGUGUUUGGUAUAAAUCUACGAAUUUACUAUUUCAAUAAGACCUAUUUAAUUUUUAUAAAAUAGUAAAUUAGUGUUCGAAAUAAUUAUUAUAACAUGGCCAGCCAAAAAUCUACCGUCGAAUUGGAUUCCAUUUUGGCAGAAUUAGGUGCAUUUGGGAGAUAUAAUAUAGUGAACUAUGCAUUCCUACUGUUUCCUGUGUAUUUAGCCGGCAUAUUUGGAUCAAUUUAUGUGUUCGAAGCUCCUGACAUCAACUACAGAUGUCACAUCAGCGAAUGUUCCCACAUCGAAAAUACCAGUUUGUGGCUCAGUAAUGCCAUACCGUUAGUUAAAAAUGAAUUUUCCAAGUGCACAAGGUACCCUUUGAGACAAAACAUAAUGAGUGACAAUAUUACAUGUAGUAUAGAUCAGUUCGAGGUGUCGAAGGAAGAAAAAUGCAAAUCGUAUGAUUAUCUUGAGGACUAUUCGAUUGUAAAUGAUUUCGACUUGGGCUGUCAAAACUGGAAGAGGACUCUGGUCGGAACGAUCCAUAAUGCUGGACUUUUCGUCUCCUUGCCUCUGACGGGAGUAUUGUCAGACAGGUUUGGUAGAAAAACCGCCCUGGCAGUAGCAUCUAUGAUGAACGGCAUAUUCGGACUGAUAAGGUCUUUCUCCGUGAACUAUGAAAUGCUUCUGGUCUUCGAAUUCUUGGAGACAGCACUUGGAGCUGGAGCCUACAGUACAGCGUUUGUAUUAGCUAUUGAGCUGGUGGGACCUAAAGGCCGAGUGUUUGGCAAUACUAUCAUAAAUGUAGUCUACGUGUGUGGUCUCAUGACACUAUCAGCUUUGGCGUGGCAACUACAGAAUUGGAGGACCCUCUUGCAGAUAGUCUACACACCCGCCUUAUUUGUUUUUUCUUACCUCUGGAUUUUAAAUGAAAGCGUCAGGUGGCUGCUUAGCAAAGGGAAAUCAGUUGAAGCUGUCCAAAUACUCAGAGGUGCAGCUAAAAUGAACAAAGUGCAAUUAUCAGAAGGACUAUUAGCCCCUUUGCUUGAAGUAGAAAAAGUCCCUCUUGAUGAUAAAGAGGAAAAUGAAAUUCCACAUACACCCAAAUCGACGUUAGCGCAAGCCGUUAGAUCGUCAAUUAUAUUGAAACGUGUGGUUGUGUGUUCAUUCCUGUGGAUUACAUGUACUUUUGUUUAUUAUGGACUUUCGAUAAAUUCGGUGUCGCUAGCUGGUAAUAAGUAUGUGAAUUUUAUGCUCGUGGGUUUUGUUGAAAUACCCGCAAACUUUGUGUGCCUCCUGGUGUUGGACAAGUUUGGGAGAAAAAGGACCUUAAUCAUCACCUAUGUUUUGAGUGCGUGCCUGUGUAUCAGUCUGUCGUUUGUGCCAAACGAUCAGAAAUGGUGCUCUCUAGUGAUCUACCUCUCUGGGAAGUUCUCAAUCACAGUAGCGUACAGCUCCGUGUACAUUUACGUUUCGGAGGUAUUCCCGACCAGCGUGAGGCAGUCUCUGCUGGCCGUCUGCUCCUCACUGGGCAGGGUCGGCUCGACUUUAGCGCCUCUGACACCACUGUUGGCGUUGUACUAUGACAAUCUCCCGGCUAUAUUCUUCGGGAGCUUGGCCCUUGUCGCUAGCGUGUUGGUCUUCACUCUUCCGGAAACCAUCAACAUGCCUCUGCCAGACACGAUAGAAGAGGCAGAAAGGCUAUCUAGAAGAAAAGCUAUGGGAGAAGACGCAUAAGCCA